This is a messenger RNA of Colletotrichum godetiae, 591 nucleotides long. RefSeq names its product Chloroperoxidase. The annotation marks the transcript as partial. Gene Ontology annotation, molecular function: peroxidase activity. Lineage: Eukaryota; Fungi; Ascomycota; Sordariomycetes; Glomerellales; Glomerellaceae. The transcript has a single exon. The record is from RefSeq and is a predicted model, not a curated record.
CACCCAUACGUCCCCCCAACCUCAACCGACCGCCGCUCGCCAUGCCCAGCGCUCAACAUCCUCGCCAACCACGGGUUCAUCAACCGCGACGGCGCCUUCAUCUCAAGUGAGAGCGCCACGGUAGCUCAGAUGCAAGCCUUCAACUUCUCCCGCGCCGUGUCAGCCGGUCCCGUCCCCGCGGCGCUGAAGUACGCCACCACCGGUGUGAACGGAACUUUCCACCUCGACGACCUGGCGCAGAAGCCACUGGAUCACGAUGGGAGCUUGAGUCGCGGAGACCUCGCACUGGGUGAUAACUUGCGGUUCAACAGGACUAUUUGGGACUCUUUCGUGGCUAGGUUGCCUGACGAACUCGUUACAUGGAAGCAAGCUGCUGAGGCUGGUGCCGCGAGACUCGAGGAUGCGAGGAAGGAGAAUCCCGAGUUCGUUCUUGACGCCGCCGGGGUUGCAGCUACGGUUGAGCAGAUGAGUGGUCUACUCGUUGCACUUGGAGGGAGUGUCGAGGAUGGAAAGGCCAGGAGAGAUUGGAUCAACGCGAGUUUCGUGGAGGAGAGAUUGCCGUGGGCGCUUGGGUGGAAGACAAGUGAGACG